AUGGCACUUUCAUCAAAAGAACUACUAGAGAAACAAGAAUACUUGAAAUCAUCAAAUUACAUCCUUUACAAAUUGAAUUGCUGGUACUACCUUUACUAUUAUUCAACUCCAUUACCGUACUCAACACUAGGUGAAUCGAUCAUUUUCAAUGGUGUAAUCAUGUCAUUGACGUUGUUGUUCAUGUACUAUACUGUGUGGAUCUUGCCUUUGAAACUAAUCCAAUCGGGCGAAAACUUGUAUUAUUAUCUCACUGGCCACACCAUCUCGUUCGAUGUCCUUCAGGCUAUCAAUACUGUUUUGCAUUUGAAUGGAGAAAACUCAACUUUUGUGAUUAAUCAGUGGUCAGACUUGCCCAAGAUAAUCAGAAUCUAG
Lodderomyces theae is the source of this 372-nucleotide messenger RNA. RefSeq lists its product as uncharacterized. The record is from RefSeq and is a predicted model, not a curated record. Bases 1 to 372 code for a protein of 123 amino acids. The transcript has a single exon. NCBI's taxonomy places the organism in Eukaryota, Fungi, Ascomycota, Pichiomycetes, Serinales, Debaryomycetaceae.